AUGAAUGAGUUCUUACGAUUGUAUAAUAAUCCAUCAGAGGGAGUCAACACUCCUUUAGACUGUGAAGCCCACCGUAUCAUAGAAAGAAACAGAAAAGUCAUAGAGUCACUGUUGAAAAUAGUGAUAUUAUGUGGAAAGCAGGGCUUACCUUUUCGAGGGCACCGAAAUGAUAAUGUUAAUUGGGUAUUAGAUAAAGAUUGUGGCAAUGAUGGUAUCUUUGUUGAGAUUAUUAGAUUUAGAGCUGAAACAGAUCCCAUUUUAGCAAAUCACUUGGUCAGUGCUCCUAAAUAUGCAAAAUACACCUCGAAAACCAUUCAAAAUGAGCUAAUCAGUGCUGUUGGCCAGAAGAUUCAAAAGGAGAUCCUAGAUGAGGUGAAAAGGGCUCAUUUUUACUCAGUCAUUGCAGAUGAAGUCACUGAUGCUGCCAACAAAGAAGAACUGUCCAUUGUUCUGAGAUACUUCACUGAAGAUGGUAUUAAGAGGUCUUUGUUGAUUUUAUAG
Messenger RNA from Amphimedon queenslandica, 501 nucleotides. RefSeq lists its product as uncharacterized. The transcript has a single exon. The record is from RefSeq and is a predicted model, not a curated record. NCBI's taxonomy places the organism in Eukaryota, Metazoa, Porifera, Demospongiae, Haplosclerida, Niphatidae. The coding region runs from base 1 to 501 and encodes 166 amino acids.